AUGGACUGUUUACCCGGCGGGAGAUACCCGGGAUCAGCAAAAAGAACUGCAAUAUUAAUGCGGAGUACUUUGUCCGAAAUGAUCAACUCAAAAUACACCGAAUGUCUCACCCUUGACUUCAUACCCCUCAAGCGAGUCGAGUGUUUCCUGGGACGGCCGGACUUCCUUGCCUCUGUCGUCGUCAUCCCCGUCGUCACGCUUGGGGUAAACCACGAAAUCUUCAGGGGCAGUGGUGCGGUAGUCGAUCACGGCGAGGGGAAAGUCGGUAGCGGGGUGGCGGAUGGGUCUCCAGACGUUGAUGAGCUGGUAGCGCUUUUUGAGGAGGGCGUCGGCUUCUUCCUUGGGAGUGACAUGUCGCCUGACUCUGGCCUCGGCAGCUUUGGGUGUCUGAUCAACGUGGACUUGCUGGACCGGCUGGCGGGCGGCGCCGGGGUCGUGCCUGCGGAUGGUGUGGUCAAAAAUCUCGAUGCGCUUGAUCUUUUGGCCGCUGUGUUGGAGUCUUUCUCUCAGGAGGGCUUCCACUUCGGCGUAGUAUUUGGUGCGGACGGUCUUGUCGUCCUCGAAAUCUUCUGGGGUGGUGGCGGAGGGGGAGCGGUAGACUGCGAAGCCGGCUACAUCGAUGUCGGCACCAAAGGAGCCAACUUUGGAGUGAAUGUCCAGGCAGUCGGAAAAGUUGGUGACGUCCUUGGUGACGGUUUUACGGCUGUAAGAGGUGUGGUCGACGUCGACUUUGGCCCAUGGCGCUACACCAGCGGUGAUGCUGGCUGGGUCGAGGUAGCGGAAGGUACUGCUGGUCAUUUUGCGGGCUGUGACUUGUCUGAGGAGUUUUUGUGA
Messenger RNA from Podospora bellae-mahoneyi, 834 nucleotides. RefSeq lists its product as uncharacterized. The record is from RefSeq and is a predicted model, not a curated record. Lineage: Eukaryota; Fungi; Ascomycota; Sordariomycetes; Sordariales; Podosporaceae. The transcript is spliced from 3 exons. The coding region runs from base 1 to 834 and encodes 277 amino acids.